Penaeus chinensis is the source of this 1283-nucleotide messenger RNA. RefSeq lists its product as uncharacterized. Lineage: Eukaryota; Metazoa; Arthropoda; Malacostraca; Decapoda; Penaeidae. The transcript is spliced from 5 exons. The coding region runs from base 67 to 696 and encodes 209 amino acids. The record is from RefSeq and is a predicted model, not a curated record.
CCGACGACGACAUUUAGUGAUUCUUUCCUUUCUCUCUCUCUCUCUUGCUAGAAAAGUGUGGCGGAGAUGUGGGCGUUGUUGGUGGGAGUGAUGUGUGUGGGCGUGGUGGCUGGCCUGCCGCCCGCGUCCGUCCCUUACGAGACAUGCGACCCGACCUUGACCCCGAGUGAGUGCCAGCUGCGGAGGGCGGAGUGUGGGGUCAUCAACAGCAUCAUGCAACCCGCUGGAGGACCCAUCGUUUCUGUGGUUCGUUGUUCACAGGUGGUCGGUGUGGCUAUAAACCCAGCUGUCUUUUCGACUCUAGGUACAUCCUUCCUAGCCGGCGUCCCUCCCAGUCUGCCCGAUUACCUGCAGGCAGAUCCUACGUCCCUCGCCGCCCUCCGCUUCUGCGUCCUCAACUCGACCGGCCUCCUCCUCCCCGACGGGAAGAUCGACCGGCCACAGCUCCUUGCCAAGCUCGAUGCCCAGCUGUACUACGUGCCAACUGUGGCAGCGACUGUCAAGAAUGCUGUCAAGACCUGUCCGGAGCCUCAGGUGUUUAAGGUUCAACCCUUCAUCGCCUGCCUCAGGAGCGCCUGCCUGACCGCGCCCGUGCCCCUCCCCCUCAGCGCCGCAGAGGUCAACCCUCCCUCGCUGGACCUGACCCUCGCCAGCCUGCCCACCUCCAUGCCCCUCCCCGGCUACUGGGCCUUCUAGAACAUUCCAGAACAACGGGAGGGGGGGGGGGGGAGGAGGAGGAGGACAAGGACAAGGGGAUUAAGAUCUGUUCUUCGGCGUUUCGUUGGGGGGCUUUUUUGGAACAUUCUGGAAGAACGGAGGAGGAGGGAAAAGGGGGGUGUCUUUGUUCUUUGUUCUAGGUCUGAUGGGGCUUUCUCGAACCUUCCGGAAGAACGAGGGAGAAAUUGGUAACUUGUUCUACGAUGUCUGUUAGAACUUUUUAGGAUAUUCGAAAAUGAGGAAAAGGAGAAAUGUUCUUCGUUAUCUACUGGGCCUUUUAGAACAUUCCAGAAAAAAAUAGAUUAGAGGAAUUUGAUAUUUUUUUCCGUUUCUCUAUCUUUGGUUUACGUUUUUUUCUUCUCUUUUCUCUUAUAUGUUAUUUUUCUCUUUUUUUCUUCUUUCUUUCCUGUUUGUUUAUAUCUAUAAGAGACGGAACCGUUUCCAUGACGUCAUUAAAGAGCUCUGACGUCAUGAUUGCAUCACAGGACAUUGUGUUAUGACAUCAUCAAAAGGCAAUGGUCGACAGGCGGCAAAAUAUACAUUAGUAAAUAUAAAUAAAUAUUUUU